Messenger RNA from Candida dubliniensis CD36, 2991 nucleotides. It is a transcript of the gene KGD1, whose product is annotated as alpha-ketoglutarate dehydrogenase. Lineage: Eukaryota; Fungi; Ascomycota; Pichiomycetes; Serinales; Debaryomycetaceae. Gene Ontology annotation, biological process: tricarboxylic acid cycle. Gene Ontology annotation, molecular function: thiamine pyrophosphate binding; oxoglutarate dehydrogenase (succinyl-transferring) activity. Gene Ontology annotation, cellular component: mitochondrion; oxoglutarate dehydrogenase complex. The coding region runs from base 1 to 2991 and encodes 996 amino acids. The record is from RefSeq and is a predicted model, not a curated record. The transcript has a single exon.
AUGCUUAGAGCUUUUAGAAGUGCUGUACCUCGUACACAGCUUUUGAAAUCACGCUUAACUAUUCUAAAAACUUCCGUUGUUGGCAGACGUUAUCUUGCUACCGAUUCAUUCUUGCAAGGGUCCAAUUCCAACUAUGUCGAUGAAAUGUAUGAAGCUUGGAGACAAGAUCCAUCAAGUGUCCACGCCUCAUGGAAUGCCUACUUCAAGAACAUUGAAAAUGAUAACAUCCCACCAUCCAAGGCUUUCCAAGCUCCACCAACUAUUGUCCCAACAGUUUCAGGAGGUGCCGCUGGAUUCUAUCCUGGCCAAAGUCCAAUUUCAGAAGAUGUUGUUACCCAUUUGAAGGUUCAAUUGUUAGUUCGUGCUUACCAAGUUAGAGGUCAUCAGAAGGCUAAAAUUGAUCCAUUGGGAAUUUCUUUUGGCGACAACACUACUGUUCCAAAGGAAUUGACUUUAGACUACUAUGGUUUCACCGAACAGGAUUUGGCUAAGGAAAUUACUUUGGGUCCUGGUAUUUUACCAAGAUUUGCUCAAGGUGGUAAGAAGAGUAUGACCUUGAAAGAAAUCAUUAACUUUUGUGAAAAAACUUACUGCUCCUCUUAUGGUGUUGAGUACGUACACAUUCCCUCAAAGGAGCAAUGUGAUUGGUUAAGAGACAGAAUCGAGGUUCCUCAACCAUUCAAAUAUUCUCCAGAUCAAAAAAGACAGAUUUUGGAUCGUUUGAUUUGGGCCACCUCUUUCGAAUCCUUCUUGUCAAGCAAGUUCCCAAAUGACAAGAGAUUUGGUUUGGAAGGUGCCGAAGCCGUUGUCCCAGGUAUGAAGGCUUUAAUUGAUACCUCCGUUGAAUACGGUGUCGAAGACGUUGUUAUUGGUAUGCCACAUAGAGGUAGAUUGAAUAUGUUGUCCAAUUUUGUUCGUAAACCAAACGAAUCCAUCUUUUCUGAAUUCACUGGUUCCAAAGAAUUCGAUGAAGGUUCAGGUGAUGUGAAGUAUCAUUUGGGUAUGAAUUACGCAAGACCAACAACUUCUGGUAAGCACGUCAACUUGUCUAUUGUUGCUAAUCCAUCGCAUUUGGAAGCCGAAGAUGGUGUUGUCUUGGGUAAAACUCGUGCAAUUCAACAAUACAAACAAGACAUUGGUUCUUUCAAAAAGGCCAUGGCUGUCCUUUUACAUGGUGAUGCCGCAUUUGCUGGGCAAGGGGUUGUUUAUGAAACUAUGGGUUUUGCUAACUUACCAGCAUAUUCUACUGGUGGUACUAUUCAUGUCAUUGUGAACAAUCAAAUUGGUUUCACCACUGAUCCAAGAUUUGCUAGAUCAACUUUGUAUCCAUCUGACAUUGCCAAAGCCAUUGAAGCUCCAAUUUUCCAUGUUAAUGCUGACGACGUAGAAGCUUGUACUUUUGUCUUCAAUUUGGCCGCUGAAUGGAGAGCCACUUACCACACCGACUGUAUCAUUGAUGUUGUUGGUUACAGAAAGCACGGUCAUAACGAAACUGAUCAACCAUCUUUCACCCAACCACUCAUGUACCAAGAAAUUGCCAAAAAGAAGUCUGUUAUUGACAUUUACGAAAAGCAAUUAAUUGAAGAAGGUACUUUUACUGCUGAAGAUAUCAAUGAACACAAACAAUGGGUUUGGAAUAUUUUGGAAGACAACUUCAAGAAAGCCAAAGACUAUAAACCUACCUCUAGAGAAUGGUUGACAACUCCUUGGGAAGAUUUCAAAUCACCAAAAGAAUUGGCUACUGAGGUCUUACCACACUUGCCAACUGCUGUUGAUGAAGCUACUUUAAAGAAAAUUGGUAAUGCCAUUUCCGAAACUCCAGAAGGAUUUGAAGUCCACAGAAACUUGAAACGUAUUUUGAAUGCCAGAAAGAAGAGUGUUGAGACCGGUGAAGGUAUCGAUUAUGCUACUGGUGAAGCCCUUGCUUAUGGUUCUUUGGCUCUUGAAGGAUACCAUGUUAGAGUAUCGGGUCAAGAUGUUGAAAGAGGUACUUUCUCUCAAAGACAUGCUGUUUUGCACGAUCAAAACAGUGAAUCUGUGUGGACACCAUUGUCCAAUUUGAGUGAAGACCAAGGAGCUUUCAAUAUUUCCAAUUCUUCUUUGUCAGAAUAUGGUGUUUUAGGGUUUGAAUAUGGUUACUCCUUAACUUCCCCAGAUGCUUUGGUUGAGUGGGAAGCUCAAUUCGGUGAUUUCGCAAACACUGCCCAAGUUGUUAUUGAUCAGUUUGUUGCUGGUGCUGAAUCAAAAUGGAAACAAAGAUCUGGUGUUGUUUUGUCAUUGCCACACGGUUAUGAUGGUCAAGGUCCAGAACAUUCUUCAUCCAGACUUGAAAGAUACUUACAAUUAUGUAAUGAAGACCAACGUUUCUUCCCAUCACCAGAAAAAUUAGAACGUCAACAUCAAGACUGUAACAUGCAAGUUGCCUAUCCAACCACCCCAGCCAACGUUUUCCAUCUUUUACGUCGUCAAAUGCAUAGACAAUUCAGAAAGCCAUUGAUUUUGGUCUUUUCUAAAUCGUUAUUGCGUCAUCCAUUAGCAAGAUCAAACUUGUCAGAAUUCACUGGUGAUUCCCACUUCCAAUGGAUCAUUGAAGAUGUUUUAGGAGACAAAUCAGAAGUGAAGAGAGUUGUGUUAUUGACUGGUCAAGUUUAUGCUGCUUUUCACAAAAAGAGAGCUUCCUUAGAUGACAAAUCAACUGCUUUCAUUAAGAUUGAACAAUUGCAUCCAUUCCCAUAUGCUCAAUUACGUGAUGCCUUGAAUGAAUAUCCAAACCUUGAAGACUUGGUGUGGACCCAAGAAGAACCAUUGAACAUGGGUGCUUAUAACUUUGUUGCUCCAAGAGUGGAAGCUGUUUUGGGUGAAACUCAGAAAUACAAGGACUUGAAAUUGAGAUACGCUGGUAGAGACCCAAGUGCUUCUGUUGCAGCUGGUUCUAAGGCCAUGCAUGUUGCUGAAGAAGAAGAAUUCUUAGCAGAAACCUUUCGUCAAUAA